CGGGUCUUGUUAGUUGGUAUUUAUUCAGAAAUAUUUUUGAACUUUUGAAAAGAACAGAAACAAACGCUCUGCUUACUCUUUUUCCCGAGAUCUCGAGUCUAUUGUUAUGGAUCCAGAAGCUGCACGAACUGCCCGAGAAUCUCUAGACCUGGCAUUUCACAUGUCAAAUAUUCUUGAUACGGGACUUGAUCGGCAUACCCUCUCAGUCCUUAUUGCCCUCUGUGACUUGGGUCUGAACCCUGAGGCGUUGGCUGCUGUUGUCAAGGAACUCCAAAGAGAACCUUCACCCUCAACCCCACUGCCAACUUCUUCAUCACAAAUACCUUAGCCAAGUUUGUGCUUCUGAUAUUUUCUAGUAAAUUUAGGAGCAAUGUCGAAGAUUCCAAUUUACUUUGUUUUUGACUGUUGUUUUUGCAAUUGAAAAUUUCUUUGCAUUUCCUUAUCUCUAGCACAAUUGUGCUUAGAGUUCACAUGCAUGUAUAUUCCUCUUAGGGCUCCAUCACGCUGUAGUUAGUGUCUGUUCUUAUAUCCCCUCAUUCGAUGUUUGAUUCAUUAUCUUCACUAUCUUGAAUUGUCUUUUCUUCUUUGUGUUGGAGCAUAUGAAAUUGUUGCCAGAUGUAUUUCGUUUGUCUUUCUGGAAAAUGGCUGCUAUAGUCAUUGUUCUAAAUCAAAAUUGUGGACUUGGUUGCCA
Molecule: messenger RNA, 691 nt
Organism: Theobroma cacao (cacao)
Lineage: Eukaryota; Viridiplantae; Streptophyta; Magnoliopsida; Malvales; Malvaceae
Product: mitotic-spindle organizing protein 1B-like
Biological process (GO): mitotic spindle assembly; gamma-tubulin complex localization; microtubule nucleation by interphase microtubule organizing center
Cellular component (GO): gamma-tubulin ring complex; interphase microtubule organizing center; spindle
Source: RefSeq, a predicted model, not a curated record